This is a messenger RNA of Corvus hawaiiensis (hawaiian crow), 4894 nucleotides long. It is a transcript of the gene DCLRE1A, whose product is annotated as DNA cross-link repair 1A. The transcript has 9 exons. Gene Ontology annotation, biological process: interstrand cross-link repair; double-strand break repair via nonhomologous end joining; protection from non-homologous end joining at telomere. Gene Ontology annotation, molecular function: damaged DNA binding; 5'-3' DNA exonuclease activity. The coding region runs from base 697 to 3612 and encodes 971 amino acids. The record is from RefSeq and is a predicted model, not a curated record. NCBI's taxonomy places the organism in Eukaryota, Metazoa, Chordata, Aves, Passeriformes, Corvidae.
CGGAAGCGAAUGCGCGGCCGCGGCGGGGAACGGGCGAGGAGGCGAGCGCCCGCCCGCCACCCGCGGAACCGGCGGGACACGGGACAUCCCAGGGAACAUCCCGGGACACUCGGGGCACCGGGACAUCCCACGGAACAUCCCGGACACUCGGGGGGACCGCGACAUCCCCCAUCAUCCCGGACACUUGAGGCUGCUGAGACACACCGGGGAGCAGCACCGGCACACUCCGGAGGAGCAUCACAGGACACUCCGGGGGGAACACUCCGGAGGAGCAUCCCGAGACACCUUGACAACGAUCCCCUAGCUGAACUCUUCCUCGUUUUGUUUCAAAAUCUUCCUGCUCGGGCAGGAAUCUUUAAAAUCUUCCUGUCCCCGCUGAGGCCGGGUGGUGCUUACGAGGUGGGGGUGGAAGCUGAAGGGAAUGGCUCACCCUGGAAGGCCUUGCAGAGUCGGGCCCUGUGUAACAGGAGAAAUUGCAAAUCUACAAAGAGGCACUCAUUAAAUUAUUCUUGGGACAGGAUCCACCAUGCUCCUGUCCUGUCACGGGCUGCUGCUUGGUUUGUGGCCCAGUGUUGCUUUUUUAACAUGGGCUUCUGGAGCUUUACUUCAGGUAGUGAAGAGCAAAUAUAUUAGUGGGAGGAAGGGCAGGUUUGUGAACUGUUGCUUAAAAGAAAGGGGAAUAUUUCAUGUGUUGUCAUGUCUGAAGAUGCUUUAUUGGAAGAGGACAUUUGGGAAUACAAAUCCAUUAGGAAACGAAAGCAUCAGAGUAAUUCACAGAGCAUCUCUACUCCUGUAGAGGAAGUCAGUGAUGGCAAGGGCAGGCUAAAAAGAAAGGGAAAUAGGAAAAAGAAAUCUGUAAAAAAACCUGAUACACCUCCGAAAACCAAGCAGAGCUCACGGCCAGACCAGGAUGUGGAUCGAUGUAAAGAUGACAGUAGCGUGCACUCCCAGGAAAGCGUGAGUAGCUCGGCAGAACAGGGCUCACAAAAUGCAAAGCCCGUUCACGAUGGAUACUGUCCCAGCUGCCAGAUGCCUUUCUCUUUGCUCUUGGUCCAGACACCUCAGUGGCACGUCUAUGAAUGUUUGGAAACUCCAGGACCCAUUGAAAAAGAGUGUCCUGAUGGUUUACUCUGCACCUCCACCAUUCCAUCCCACUACAAGCGUUACAGCCAUUUUCUACUUGCAGCAAACAGGGCAGGAGAUUAUCUUGUAAACUCUUCAGGAAGCACUGUGGAGACGAAGAUGACAGGUUCUACUGCUGCAAAGCCCAGCUGUUCCCCAAGUCAUGCAGGGGAAACCUCACAGAAUGAGAAACCCUCUAAUGAAAUAAAGCAUGUCCCAAAUGAUGACUGUGCAUCGAUGGUAUGGAAUUCACCGCAAAUGAAGUGUCUAAAUAGAAUCAGUGAAAGUACUUCCUUUUUUGCAGGUGUUCAAAAACCUCAACAGACACUUCAGCUUCCACAGACCACAGAUGAUAGUUGUAAAUUUGAAUUUUUUGAUUUUGCAUCCUCUCAAGAAAGUGAAACAGGAAAAGAUCUGUGUAUUGAGAAAGAUACAUGUCAGCCAAGUCUGCUACAGUCAAGAGUGGAUUUCAAUGACUGUGAAAUUUCUUACUCUCCACUAAGUACAUUUGAGGAAAGUGAAGAGGAAGAUGAGAAGAAAGUAAAAGAAUCACAGAAUAAAUUAUUUGAAGUGCAGAACUCAGAAGAAGAAGAAGACUCUAAUUCUGUGGAAUUGAAAACAUUUGCUGAACUCUUACGGAGGAAGCCUCAGUAUGAGCAUAGGAAAAUGGGAAAUUUCAUAAUUAAAAAAACCCUCUGUGAGGAAGUAAAUACACUGCACCAUCUAGAUCCUCAGCAAGGCAUGGUAGUCAGUGGAUCCUCUUUUGCUUCUAGUUACAAGGAGGCUGAACAGCCAGAACUGAUUUCCUCUGCUGCCAAAUCAGGAACCACAGAGUCCGGAGAUGCUGGUGCUUGUGCUCUGGAUUCUGCAUACAUGAGUUUUACUGAGACAUCAUUACUGCUGGACAGAGAAGAUGCUGCCUCUCUUCUGACACAGAAGAGUAAUAUUUUGAGGGAGCCAAGUAACAUUUUAACUCAUACAGAUAAAAUGACUGCUAGUGCCAUUGAAAAAACAGCUCUCCAGGAGAGUUUGCAGACAGCAGUAGAGAAAAAAGGAAAUCUCAGUACAGCUGCUGUGUGCUUUCCCAGCCCCAUCUCUUCUAAAUCAGUACCAUCUCUUUCAUUAGCAGCUAUGAACACUAAAACCAGUCCUGCCAAAGAACUUAAACAAAUGGACAUUGGUGUUUUCUUUGGGUUAAAACCCAAAGCAAAGGAGGAACGCAAAGGAGAAGCGUGUUUGAGUGAGAAAAAGCAGAUAACAAGUUCAGUAUCUCCUAAUGGAAAGAGGCCCAGACAGCAAAAAAGGAAGGCUGAGGGAUCUGUGGAAGAUGUAGAAGCAGUUACAGAAAAUUCAAGUAAAAAUGGAGCUGUUGCUGAUGUACCUUCUGGUGGCCAACGAAGGUGGAGAAAGAAAUUUAAAGAAUUACCUACUACUGGUGAAGAGCCAAGAAAAAAACAGUGCCCUUUCUAUAAGAAAAUACCAGGAACUGGUUUUACAGUUGAUGCCUUCCAGUAUGGAGAAAUUGAAGGCUGCACAGCUUAUUUCCUUACGCAUUUUCACUCUGACCAUUUCUGUGGACUAACAAAAAACUUCAGGUUUCCAAUCUACUGUAACAAGAUAACUGGCAAUCUGGUGAAGAGCAAACUUCGAGUCCAGGAGCAGUAUGUCCACGUGCUGCCGAUGGACACAGAGUGUGUGGUCAAUGGGAUCAAAGUGCUGUUGCUUGAUGCCAAUCAUUGUCCAGGUGCAACAAUGAUCCUUUUCUACCUGCCAAGUGGGACUGUUAUUCUGCACACAGGGGACUUCAGGGCAGACCCUUCCAUGGAGCGCUACCCUGCUCUGAUGGCUCAGCAAGUCCACACCCUUUACCUCGAUACAACAUACUGUAGUCCUGAGUACACUUUCCCCUCACAACAAGAGGUUAUCCAGUUUGCUGUCAACAUUGCCUUUGCGACAGUGACUUUAAACCCACGAACUCUAGUUGUCUGUGGCACUUACUCCAUUGGAAAAGAAAAAGUCUUUUUAGCAAUUGCUGAAGUUCUGGGCUCAAAAGCAAGUAUGUCCCGUGACAAGUACAAAACCCUGCAGUGCUUGGAGUCACCAACUGUUAAUUCCCUCAUCAGUGUGGACUGGAAGGGUACUUUGCUACAUGUUCUUCCCAUGAUGCAAAUUAAUUUUAAGGGCUUGCAAGAUCACUUGAAUAAGUUUUCUGAGAAUUUUGAUCAAGUUCUGGCUUUCAAACCUACAGGGUGGACCUACUCUGAUUCAUGCCUUUCUCUGGAGGAUAUCAAGCCUCAAACAAGAGGAAAAAUCACUAUAUAUGGGAUUCCUUACAGUGAACACAGCAGUUACCUGGAAAUGAAGCGUUUUGUUCAGUGGUUGAAGCCACAGAAAAUCAUCCCCACUGUAAAUGUUGGUGACUGGAGAUACAGAAGCUUGAUGGAAAAGCAUUUUAGAGACUGGAUGACGGAGGGCAAUAGGCAUAAGUAAAUAUAAGGAAGAAUGUAUAUUUCAAAGGAGGUAGGGUGGAGUGGGAAUUGAGUUCCUGUGAGUUUUAUUUAUCUCCUUUUUCCACUGAGCUUUCUUUAGGGAGGACUAAACUGCCAUUCUUUAAGGAAAGAUAAAUUUGGGAAAAGAAAAAAGGCACCUUGCUUUCUUUUGUAUUUACUAUAUUUUUUCCCCCUGUAGCUUACCAUUUUUGCAAGUUCAUAUCUCAGGUUAUUUUUAUCUCACUCCUUUUCCUCUGUUCUUAAUUUUUCUCAGGUUGUGGAGAUGCUCAGAUGUGUAAUGCUGGGGAUUAAACAGUCUCCAGGGUAAUUUCUGGAAAUAAAUUUAUGUAAUAAAUGAGGCAAUACUAAGCUUAUGUCACAUGCUGUCAACUCAGGCUUCAGAGAAGUUCAUUUCAUGAGGCACAAUUGACUAUUGUGGUUUAAAUCUUGUAAAAAAAAAAAAAAAAAACCAAAAACUUGUGAGAGAGGAUUGACUUGGGCUCCUGCAGCAUAGGUACUUCAGAGGAUUGUUUACAAAAGACAUUUCUACCUACAGUCUGUUCAAGAUUUUCAGCUUUUAUUUUAGUUAUCUUUUUUAAAAUAAAGAAGGUAUGUUAUGCCUGUGUGUUCUUUCUGAGCAAAUUGCUUUUCCUUUCAGUGCCAGAGUUGCUAACCUGAGCAACCUGUCUGCAGUCUUUGGUAAAUGUGCUGUGUAUGUUGCUUGUCUGAGGUUGCUCUUGUGUCCUGGUAGUGCCAGUUCUCAGCACAUGUUCAGAGCACAGAAGUGGUUCCUCAUCACAUAAUCCUCAUUGAGGUUUGCAGGGUUGUUUAUAUAAAGGUUUGGCACCUGAAUUCUGGAAAAACAAGAAAGACAAAUGCUAGUAGUGGCAGCAGCAAAGUAUAUGUCACUUUGCAUUUUUUGCCCUGAUCCUACCAGAUUAUCCAGUGCUGCUUUUUCUGUAUCUGCCUGGUGUUUAUGUACUGAAGUAUCUGGGUGCAUGCAGGCACACUAGUAAAAUUUUAAUCACUAAAAUAAAAACUGUUCCAAACUUCCAGGAUUGAAUCAAAUGUAAAGAAUGAUCCCCCAGCCCCUCAGAGUAGCUUGUCUGGAAUCUUCAAUGCCAUUUUAUGUUGUAAAACAUUUUUGUAAUGAUCAGUGUGAAUGUAAACAGAUCCUUGUCUCUUGAGUGAUGAGCUCUGUAAUGUGAAGUCGCUUGUUUUAUUUCUGUCUUGUGAGAGAAAUAACUGAGAAAUUGAUGGAAAAAAGAUUCUUUGUACUAAAA